AUGGACCAGCCUGUCGCUAUCGACCAGUCUUCGACGCACCCAUACACCUGCCUCUCAUGCCAGCUCGCCUUCCCCGACGCCCACUCGCAGCGCUCGCACUACCAGCAGGAGCUCCAUCGCUACAACAGCAGGCGUCGCGUGGCUGGUCUUGCACCCGUCUCGCAGGAGCUGUUCGAUGACAAGGUCAAGGAGAGGACGACGCAGCUCGGUGCGGUGAACGAGCAGGAGGAACAGCCGAAGAAGCUGGCGUGCAAGGCGUGCAACAAAACCUUCGCUUCCGCCGCGACUCUCGAUGCUCACCAGAAGACCAAGAAGCACCGCGACGCUGUGUUGAAGGCGGCUGCCAAGGUCAAGGUAUCGGACCUUGCCGCCAAGCCCGCCGAGGAAGACGAGUCGAUGGCCUCUCCCGUCCCAUCCACCUCGACCUCUCCUCCUCCCGCUCAGGUUCCGACUGCUACCGACGCCGACGUCCGCUUCGAGUCGUCCGGCGACGCCGACCUCGACCGCCUCGUCGCCAAGCGUCUCCAGUACGCUCCGCCCAUCCCCGUCACCUCCUGCCUCUUCUGCACGCACACCUCGUCGACGACGCAAGCGAACGUCGAGCACAUGCGCGCUGCGCACUCCUUCGUCAUCCCUGAAGAGGAGUACCUCGUCGAUCUCGAAGGACUGCUGCGGCGUCUCGGUGAGGAGGUUGGGACAUGGAAUGUCUGCGUGUACUGCGGGAAGGGCUACGGCGGGAACAUCGAUCUCAACCAGGAGCAGGAGUUGUCGCAGGAUGUGCAGAAGAAGAGGGCGACCAAGGGCAUCGAGGCUGUUCGGGCGCACAUGCAGUCGAAGUCCCACUGCCGCAUCAAGUAUGACACGGAAGCGGCGCAACUCAACAUUGCCGAUUUCUACGACUUCCGUCCCUCGUACCCCGACUACGAGGAGCGGCAGAAGCGCAAGGCCGCGAGGCGCGCUGCCAAGGCUGCGGCGAAGGCUGCUGCGUCUGGCGCUGCGGAAGGAUGGGAGGAUGUCGAAGAUGAGGAGAUGGCUGAUGGGCAGGAGGGCGAGGAUGUCGAGGUCGUCUACCAGGAGGGAUCGGACGAUGACUCGUCCGAAUCGGACAGCGACGACGAGGACGAGGGAGUGCCCGGCGGAACGUCAGUCACGUACGGUGACACGGAGUACGAGCUCGUCCUGCCGUCUGGCGCUCGCAUCGGUCACCGCGCGCACCGCCGUGCCUACAAGCAGAACAUCCUCCCCUACCUCGACGGCACGCCCUUCAAGGCACCCGCACACGCAUCGCAGGAGGAGAAGAAGCCUUCGCAGCACUCGCAGGCGCUCCUCUCGCUCGUCCCGGCCAUGAAGCGCGACCGCACCCACGCUCCGCCUCUUCACUCGGCUGCGCUCGUGCCCGCCAAGGGUGCUGGCAGGGGCGCGAACGGCGAGGUCAUCAAGGCGCGGAAUAAGGGUGAGGCAAAGCAGGCGGGCAAGGCGACGAGGGAGUUCCACGAGAUCCGCGCGCACCAGGACCAAGCGUUCGUGCGCGGCAUCCGGGGCAACAACCAGAAGCAUUUCCGCGACCAUCUCUUGCAGUAG
Messenger RNA from Rhodotorula toruloides NP11, 1581 nucleotides. Its product is annotated as zinc finger protein 622. Gene Ontology annotation, molecular function: nucleic acid binding; zinc ion binding. The coding region runs from base 1 to 1581 and encodes 526 amino acids. Gene Ontology annotation, cellular component: preribosome, large subunit precursor. NCBI's taxonomy places the organism in Eukaryota, Fungi, Basidiomycota, Microbotryomycetes, Sporidiobolales, Sporidiobolaceae. The record is from RefSeq and is a predicted model, not a curated record. The transcript has 3 exons. Gene Ontology annotation, biological process: ribosomal large subunit biogenesis.